UUGGAAACAGAUGAAACGAUCACGAUAGGAGCGUGAAAGCGUGCGGGUUUUCGGACGUAUUCUCUAACUGUGCUGUCAAAAUUUCUAAAUUGAAAAAUGAUUGAUGAAACGCGAAAGAAAACUUUUUUAGGAUUCGAUUUUAGUACUCAGAGGCUUAAGGCAAUAGUUAUUGAUGACAAAUAUGAAAUACAACAAGAAGCAGAUGUGGAAUUUGAUGUGGAUCUGCCCGAAUUUAGAACGGCAGGUGGAGUUCUUCGAGGAGAGCAUGGGGAGGUUACAGCACCUCCUCUACUCUGGGUGAAAGCGUUGGAUAUGGUGUUAGAUAGACUCGUUGUGGCAGGAGUCGACUUCUCAACCGUUGAGGCGCUAUCAGGGGCUGCUCAGCAACAUGGGUCUGUGUGGUGGGCUAAAGGAGCUGAAGCCAAACUGGCAUCACUAACACCCGAUGGAUUCCUGCACACUCAGCUAGCAACUGUAUUUGUGUGCGACUCACCAGUAUGGAUGGACUCUAGCACCACUGCUGAUUGUAAAGCUUUAGAGGAAGCUGUUGGCGGCCCAGAGGAAUUGGCAAAAAUCACUGGAUCGAGAGCUUAUGAACGUUUCACUGGACCUCAAAUACGUAAAAUGUACAAAAGUAAGCCGAGAGUGUAUGGGGCCACUGAAAAAAUAUCUCUCAUAUCAUCAUUCGCCUGUUCCCUGUUUGUGGGGAAGAUAGCUCCCAUAGACCUCUCAGACGGUUCCGGAAUGAACCUCCUUGACAUUCACACCAUGAAGUGGUGUGAUAAGGCUUUGGAGGCUUGUGGAGAUGAAACACUAAAGCAGAAGCUUGGCGAGCCUGUACCCUCGGUCUCAGUGGUUGGAUCCAUAUCACCAUACUUUGUUCAGAGAUAUGGGUUUAAACCUGACUGCAAGGUUGUCGCCUUUACAGGGGAUAACUGCUCCGCCUUGGCUGGUCUCCGCCUGCGUUCCGGGUGGGUGGGUCUCAGCCUGGGUACAAGCGACACUCUGUUACUGGGGCUGGAGGAGCCCGGGGCUCCGGUGGCGGGUCACGUGUUGGUGGGACCUACCAGCGCUCCAUACAUGGCGUUACUGUGCUUCGCCAACGGCUCGUUGACUCGCCAGGCGGAGAGGGAUCGUCUCUGCGGUCCAAGCUGGCAGGCCUUUGACGAGCUACUGAGAAGUACUGUCAGGGGUAACAUGGGGUAUAUGGGUAUAUACUACAACACAGCGGAGAUCCUCCCUCGAGCGCCGUCUCUACGUGUGGUACAGGACUCUGCUGGUCGUCCCUGUAACCCGGCGCCGCAGUUCGAGGCGCGCGCUCUACUAGAAGGACAGGCUCUCUCCGCUAGAGCACACUCUGAGGAUGUAGGGCUCGCUCUAGAGCGUAGUUCCCGCAUAGUGGCGACAGGUGGCGCCUCCGUCAACACCUCACUGUUGCAGAUCUUCGCGGACGUGUUCAACACACCCGUAUAUGUUCAGGAUCAACACGCCAACGCCGCUCUUCUGGGGGCUGCCAUGAGAGCCGCUGAGGUGUGGGCGCAAGAGACUAACACACAACUUAGUGGUUCUGAGGUGACCGUCUCUCCCGUGGCGAAGCCCUACCCUGACGCCGAGAAGAUCUACUCCCCAAUGUUACAACGCUACAGGAAAAUGCUCGAAGAACUUCCCAAGCUCAACUGAGUUAAUACAAGCAAAAUAUUUAGAAGCUUCCAAAAAUUCAGCUAUUCCGUUUCACUAAGACUUUUAUAAUUAAAGGCAAUCAUCACACGCUGUGAUGGAAAGUUGGAGACAUUCCGUAGAAGGCAAUAAACAGAUACAUAUCUUAAAACUCAUUCCGCAGACUUGUGAUUGUGAUUUGACUGUGAAUUAAAUGUUAGGACCAUGAAAUGUUAUAAUUCCUUAUUACAUAUCAUAUUUUAAUAUUUUCUGUGACGUCACUACUAUGAAGACAUUUUUAUUGGACACCACAAUAUGUUGGUUAUAUAAAAAAAUUUAUCAGACCUCAGUGAGACUUAGCUUUAUUGUAAGUGCACUUAUAUAUUAAUAUUUCUAUGAUAUAUUAUUGUUAUUUAUUUAUUUUUGUAUUUGCUAACUUAUUUUAAGUUAACUAUAUUGAGAUUAUAUAGAUCUUAACUGUAUAUGUUAUGUUAUGGCAUACUCGUUAUACAUUCCAAAAAUCAUGUUAACUUUUACACUUUGUAUCGCUUUGUUGUAUAUUUUUUACAUUUUUAAUAAAAAAAAUAAAUGCUUAAAAUA
Molecule: messenger RNA, 2256 nt
Organism: Danaus plexippus (monarch butterfly)
Lineage: Eukaryota; Metazoa; Arthropoda; Insecta; Lepidoptera; Nymphalidae
Product: xylulose kinase
Exons: 12
Coding region: 97-1680 (527 amino acids)
Biological process (GO): D-xylose metabolic process; xylulose metabolic process
Cellular component (GO): cytosol
Molecular function (GO): D-xylulokinase activity
Source: RefSeq, a predicted model, not a curated record